AUGGCCAGUGACGAGGCCGCCAGGAGAAUGACGGCCCCAAUCAGGUCAACUCGCCGGAGCAUUGCGACUGUUUUAGCCCAGAACUUCCUGGACCUUGGAGUAUCUUCCCUUGGGGCAGGGGGGUUCGGAAAUCCAGCCGACAAUGGCCCAGGGCUUUCGCUGGACUUUCCGGGCGAGUCGACAACCCCCGAGGCAUUCUGGAACCUAAUUCUGGAUGGCAGACCAACGGCCAAGGAAGUCCCCAAGGACCGAUACGAUAUCGAUGCCUGGUAUCACCCUGAUGCUAAGCAACCAGACGGCCUUUCACACAGGCGUGCCAAUUUUGUAGAGCGAGAUUUGGGGCGGUUUGACGCCGCAUUCUUUUCCAUUACUGCGGUCGAGGCGGAGGCGAUGGACCCUCAGCAACGACUGAUCCUGGAGACGUCGUAUCGUGCACUUGAAAAUUCCGGAGUCCCCAUGGAAAGUCUCUCGGCGUCGAAGACAUGUGUGUAUACAAGGAGCUUUGGCCAUGACUACCAACUCCUUCAGGCAAAGGACCUAAUGACUCUGCCCAAAUUCCAUGGCACCGGCACAUCAGCCAAUAUGCUUGCCAACCGGGUCAGCUGGUUCUUUAACUUGGAGGGGCCGAGCGCAAAUGUUGACACUGCUUGCUCUAGUAGCUUGAUGUCUAUUCAUCUGGUAUGCCAGUCAAUCCGGAAUGGCGAGUCAUCCAUGGCCUUUUUAUCGAAGGAUGGGCGCUCUUUCAGUUUUGACGAGCGAGCGAAUGGCUACGGCCGUGGGGAGGGAGUUGCGGGCCUGGUCAUACGGCCGCUCAAGGAUGCGAUUCAAAAUGGAGACACAAUCAGGGCUGUCAUUUGGUCGUCUGGCUGCAACAAAGAUGGAAAGACACCCGGCGUUAUGCAGCCCAGUGGUGCGCGCCAGGAGCAGCUGAUUAGGGACACGUAUGCUCGGGCAGGGCUCGAUAUGGGGACGACUCGAUACGUCGAGGCACACGGAACAGGCAAGUUCUGCUCAUUGAACUAUAUGGAUAGGGCUAAAGGCUCAGGCAGACUCACGGUCCAGGCAACCCCUUAUACCUCCAUCAAUCCUGACAAUCACGUUUCAACUAUAACCCCCAUUUUCAUUUGCUUUAUGACCAUUACUUCGGUUAUUGACGUAUGCUUGUGUGUAGCCAUAACGGCUCUUUAG
Aspergillus versicolor CBS 583.65 is the source of this 1188-nucleotide messenger RNA. Its product is annotated as beta-ketoacyl [acyl carrier protein] synthase domain-containing protein. Gene Ontology annotation, molecular function: fatty acid synthase activity; 3-oxoacyl-[acyl-carrier-protein] synthase activity. The coding region runs from base 1 to 1188 and encodes 395 amino acids. The record is from RefSeq and is a predicted model, not a curated record. Gene Ontology annotation, biological process: fatty acid biosynthetic process; secondary metabolite biosynthetic process. Lineage: Eukaryota; Fungi; Ascomycota; Eurotiomycetes; Eurotiales; Aspergillaceae. The transcript is spliced from 7 exons.